Phyllostomus hastatus (greater spear-nosed bat) is the source of this 1755-nucleotide messenger RNA. It is a transcript of the gene FAM131C, whose product is annotated as family with sequence similarity 131 member C. The record is from RefSeq and is a predicted model, not a curated record. The transcript has 7 exons. NCBI's taxonomy places the organism in Eukaryota, Metazoa, Chordata, Mammalia, Chiroptera, Phyllostomidae. Bases 305 to 1144 code for a protein of 279 amino acids.
GGGCUGGGAAGGGGCGGGCACCCUCGUGUGGCUCCGCGCUCCGGGUUCCGGGCGAGCGGUCCGCGGCCCCCCCUCCCCGGACACGCACGCCAAUCCGCGGUGCUGGCAGGAGCUGGCGCGGGAGGCGGCGGCGGCGGUGGGAACCGGCCUGAGAGGCUGCGGAGCCGAGAGGAACCCCUGCCCCUUCCCUUCCCGCCCUCCCCCUGCGCCCGCGCCGCCACGCGUGAGCCCCAGGCUGCGGAGACAUGAUCGCCCGGCGGCCCGACGCACUCAAGGCGCAGCGGCCCGGCCUCGCGGCCCCGUGAUGGGCUCCUGCGUGUCGCGAGAUCUGUUCACCAGUGUCCACAAGGACUGCCCCAUGCCCCAGGCCCCAGGCCGCCUGAGCCCAGACCUGCCCUCCAGCCUCCCGCCCACCGUCGUUCCAGACUAUGUCACUGGCAAGGACAAACAGAUGGAUUUCUGUUGGGAUCCUUGGCAGAGGUGCUUCCAGACCACCAACGGCUACCUGUCCGGCUCCAGGUCCUGCUCCAGCAGCUACAACGUGGCGGCCCUGGCCACCUCGUCCCUCGUGGGGGUGGUGCAGAGCAUCAAGGACCACAUCACGAAGCCCACGGCCAUGGCGCGCGGCCGCGUGGCCCACCUCAUCGAGUGGAAGGGCUGGAGCGCCCAGCGGUCGGGCUGGGAGCCGUCGCCGGCCGAGCAGGAGCGCUACUGCUGCCUCCCGGACGAGCUGCGCGAGGCCCGCUUCGCCGCAGGGGUCGCCGAACAGUUUGCCAUCACAGAGGCCACACUGAGCGCCUGGUCCUCGCUGGACGAUGAGGAGCUGCACCCCGAGAACGACCCCCAGGACAUCGUCCAGCUGCAGGACCUGGACAGCAUCUACCUUCAGGACAGUCUUCUGAGCGCCCCCUCGCAGGACGACAGUCUGCUGGCCUUCUCCCCCUGCCUCUCCCCCGACGGGUGGCCCUCACCCGAGGAGCACCCCAUCACGGCGGCUGCCCCCCGGCCCCCCAGCCCCGAACAGCAGCACCGGAGGCGGCUGCCUGGAGGCCCGGGGCCCGAGGGCGGGGCCGGCCUGCAGGGCUCACCGCCCUCCGCGGACAGCGGCUCCCUCUCGGAGGAGGACGAGGUGUUCUACAACUGAGGCCGGCUCCCCCGGCACCUGCCCGGUGGACAGCGCGGCUGUGUCAGGACGUCGAGCCAGGCUGGGCCUCUCUGCACCCCUCCGGGCAGGCGCGGGGUGGGGAGGCAGGGAUGGGGGGCCAGCACUGCUCCUCGACCGCCCUGUGCCUCCGGACCUGCCCCCAACAGAGGGAGGCACAGCCCCCUUCUCCCUCCUUGGCUCACGUGGGCACCUUCCCCCACAGGCUCUCUGCCAUGUGCGAGCUCCAGGGCCUGACAGACACCAGGGCAGCCUGCCCGGCUGAGCCAACGGCCAGGCCCCCAGGCGACAACCUUGCGAGCCCCUGGGAGACCCACUGGGAGGGGGGCCUGGGGACCCUGCCCUGACCCCGGAGCUCUAUCCCUCCUCCUCUCCUUCUGUGCUUCUGCCCCCCUCCCCCAAUCAGAGGGGGGCAGUCUCUUCCGGUAGCUAAGCAUCUGCUCCUAAGCUGUCAUCACAAGGACGUCUGUCUCCAUGGACUGUCUGUCUGUCCCUCACUCUCUGAACCCUGGUGCCCCUGCUCCUCCUCCUUGCACCCUCCGGCCAUCUCCCUGAAAGUUCUCUGAAGGCAGUAAAGUGGCGGAUUCACCCCA